Gadus morhua (Atlantic cod) is the source of this 3227-nucleotide messenger RNA. RefSeq names its product adenosine A2b receptor (gene adora2b). The transcript is spliced from 2 exons. Gene Ontology annotation, biological process: vasodilation; adenylate cyclase-activating G protein-coupled receptor signaling pathway; G protein-coupled adenosine receptor signaling pathway. Gene Ontology annotation, cellular component: plasma membrane. The record is from RefSeq and is a predicted model, not a curated record. The coding region runs from base 63 to 1151 and encodes 362 amino acids. NCBI's taxonomy places the organism in Eukaryota, Metazoa, Chordata, Actinopteri, Gadiformes, Gadidae. Gene Ontology annotation, molecular function: G protein-coupled adenosine receptor activity.
UCCGUGCUCAUGCUUCUCUUUCGCCCUUUGCCAAGCCAUAGACCUGUUACACACUUGCUGAGAUGAGUACAGCGUACCCAUACAUUGUCAUUGAAAUAAUAAUCGCUAUAUUGUCUGUAGCAGGCAACAUAUUGGUGUGCUGGGCUGUCGCGAUCAACACCACUUUGAAAAACGCCACGAACUACUUUCUGGUGUCCCUGGCUGUAGCAGACAUCCUUGUGGGCUGCCUCGCCAUCCCCUUCGCCAUAACCAUCAGCAUCGGCAUCAAAUUGGACUUUUACGGAUGUCUUUUCCUCGCGUGUUUUGUGUUAGUUUUGACCCAAAGCUCAAUAUUCAGCCUACUUGCGAUUGCCAUUGAUCGAUAUUUGGCCGUCAAAAUUUCUCUUCGGUACAAUGAGUUGAUGACCGGGAAGCGUGCCAGGGUCAUCAUCGCCGUCCUAUGGAUCCUGUCCUUCGUGAUCGGCCUCAUCCCCUUCCUGGAAUGGAACAAGAAGAAGGAGUCCUGUGACUCUACCCCCCCCGGCAACCACUCCGGGGCAGGCGCCCCCUCUGGUGGCGGCCGCGGCGGCUUGCUGAGCAGCUGCGAGCUGGAGUGCCUCUUUGAGAGCGUGGUGGACAUGCACUACAUGGUCUACUUUAACUUCUUUGUGUGUGUGCUGCUGCCGCUGCUCAUCAUGCUGGGCAUCUACCUGAAGAUCUUCACCGUGGCCCGCAAGCAGAUGCGCAAGAUCGAGCUCAAGUGCGUGGGCAACGGCGACAGCCACCAGCACCACCGCACCCUGCUUCAGCGGGAGAUCCGCGCGGCCAAGUCGCUCUCCAUCAUCAUGGGGCUGUUUGCCCUGUGCUGGCUGCCCGUGCACGUGCUCAACUGCCUGAAACUGUUCUUCCCCAAACUGCAUCGCCCGCAGAUCUUGAUGUACGUGGCCAUCCUCCUGUCGCACGCCAACUCGGCCGUCAACCCCAUCAUCUACGCGUACCGCAUCCAGGACUUCCGGAACACCUUCCGCAAGAUCCUGUCUCGUCACAUCCUGUGUCGUAGGGAGGAUCUCUAUCGCAGCUCCAACGGGAACCAACGGCAUAGGGACCAGGUGCAGAGCUCCGGGGCCCCCGGUGGGGAGGGGGGCCAACGGGACGGCUCCAUCGCGUGUUGAUUCUACUGUGGUUCAAUCGUUUUGAGUUCAACUAUCUGUGAGGUUGUUGGAAAUGUUUACAGAACAAGACAGUGUGUGCUAUGUGAAGGUUGAGUGGAUUUUUUUUUGGAUAUGCCUUGAAAUGUGGACACUAAUUUAUGCAGUGGCUUUCAAGUCGGCGAAGGAAGCUGUGUGCGAAAUGUUUAGAUUUUGUUUUGUGAAGGAUUUAAAUGUAUUUUUAUUUUCAUGUUGAAGCUAACUGGAUUUGCAGGGCUGUGAAAAAACAACGGGUCCAGAAGGAUCUGCCACUUUGCGACGUUCUUAACUGCUAAUCUUCCUGCUGAGUCCCAUGUUUCCCACUGAAGAUACAACACACUCCUCUAACAUGGGCCGGGCCGGUGAAGAUGUCUUGCGUUGUGUUUUUACGUGCUCAUAUUUAGUUAUUUAUUUAUUGAAGUGUCCUAUUCUUGAGAAUAUCAAGGUUAAAACUGAGAAAUCUCAGAAACAGCAGUCAUAAAAGACGACUAGUACCGUGACUUGUAGCUACAGGCUGCCAACAGCUGUGGGUAUGGUGUUUGUAGGCCAAGUUAUCAUUCAAGACUGCCGACAGCCGACAGUGAGGGAUGACGAAGGAACAGGGUAUAUGAUAGGCUGGGAAGGAUUUGAACACCUCUUAUCCUGUGGGUUCAAUGUCAAAAAAAUACUUUUAAACAACAAACCUCAGGAAGUGGAAAACUGAUUGUGCCAUAAAGGAUAACUAUUUAGUCCACUAACGAGAUGCCAAGUGCCAGGUUUUUGGUCAGACUUUAGCGAACACUAGAAUAUCCAAAAACCGCAAUACGUAAUAGUAGUGUUACUCCAUCCCGCCCAAAGCUCAAAACGACCGAAAGCACUUCUGAUGUGUUCGCUAUGAAUGUCUCUCUGGGUUGCUGACACGCCUUAGCAACUAUGUUGACAACCCAAACACACACAUAUAUUGAAGUUUUACAAAUAAAGUCUCAUUGGCUGUCAUCCGGUCCAUUGAGAAGCUUGCAACACAUUGUGGUGGGAGUCAUUUUGCCACCUUCAUCCUGUCAAUAACAGUGAAGUUAUCAUUGAAACAAACAGAGAAGUCCCCCUUUCUCUCUGCCGCUCUCUCUCUCCCUCGCACACACAUCAGGGACCACAUUGGUUACCUAUUUGUGCAACAGGAAGAGUGCAACCUUUGUGGAACUGGCCCAAAAAGCGUGCCAACUGAAACCACUUCCUGACCCUUAAUAGUGAACUGGGUUAUUGUAAAGGCCCAGUCUUUCCCUCCACUGGGUAUUCAGGAAGGAGGGGGGGCAUACCGGGCCUUCAUUUGUACCCGCAAAUUAUUUGAAAUGGUUCAGUGAUUUUCUCUUUAUUCCCGGAAUGAAAUUACAAUUGUAAGAAAAUUAACUAAUUCGUUUUACAAGAGUUCAUGCGCUAAUUUGAACCCCACAUGCCAAUGAUUGUAAUAAAGGGAUGCCAUAGUGCAGGUUCACUUCGUAACCGGGCUUAUCUUGCGCAUCACUACUACCUUUUACAUCUAACUGCCCUAAAUGUAAAAGGUUUCAAAACAUAGAAAUCUUCAGUUUCCCCCAAGCGACCCAUUUCUUGCUUCUUUGUUCUCGUUAUGGUGUUCUUUGUUGGUGACUCACAGGAGCUUCUGGAUUUUUACUACUUGAUUGCAUCACUUCUAAAAACCCCAUUAUCAUAAACAAGGGCUAAAAACAACAAAGGCAUGUGUCGACAUUCUAGUACAUUCCAACAGAGUCGGCUAAACCGUGCAGUGUCAUGUCAGCAUCUUCUGUAAUAUCCACUAGUAAGAAACUACACCUUUCUGGCUAUCGACGGGAGUGUGGUCUCUCUUACAAUCCCAAAUUCCGACAGAGAGGAACAGGCCCAUCAACACUAACAUUCCUGCCUUUUGUGUCCAUGUGUUGCCACUUCGUCAUUCCUAGUCAGGAAGAUCCACUGAGGUCGCGCGCUGUUCUCUGAACAAAACCACAACUGUAAAACAAUACUGCUAUGUAAAAUAUACAAGCUGUAUGUAAGGUGAAUUAUCUUGUUAAUAAAGGCGAUGUUUAUAUUGUU